AUGGCUUUCCACUCGGUGGUAACGAUGGAAAAGCCCCUCCAGCACAUCUCGCUGACGGACUGGUACGCCCGGGUGAACCAGAUGCGCAAUGUGGCGGAUGCCCGGAGAUCAGACGCCUUCGCCAUGCGUCAUUCAUCCCGAUCCCUGAGGAACGAGACGAGGAUCGAGGGCGACUGGGCCAACUAUGAGACUAAUGAAGCUCUGACCGAUCGGAUCUCAGAGUUGAAUCGCUGGAGGGAUAUAAUCUCCAAGUCCUUCGAGAGGAUCGAGCGCGAGAUCUUCAUGCUGCAGGAGGAGAAAAACGCCACGGAACGUGAGCUGGAGGCGCUGGCGGGACCGAUUUCCGUGAUAGCAGAGUGCCUUACCAUGCGGGAUGGCCGCCUGGGAUCGGAGAUCACCUACGACGAGGCCGAUACGGAGAUCAAGAACGAACUGGUGGUACUUGAGAACAACCAGAGGCUGCUGGCCGAUCGCUGUCAGAAGGCGUGGGAGAAGCUGAAUCGGCUGGAGGAGGUGCGCUUCAAGAUCGGCCUGGAGAUCGAGUUCAAGGUGGAGGCGGUGCAGCUGGACAACUCACAGUUGGCCCUCGACCGCAACUCGGCCAAUAUCUCAUACAAGCCGGAUCCCACCAGGAACCCAAAGAAUUCCUGUUCGUACGAGUCCUGGCUGGAGAACGUGAAGAACAUAAAGCUGCUGGCGGAGAACGAGCUGGCUGAUACGUACGCCAUACGGGAGGCGUUGUUCGUGUGCCGUGAGAAGGCACGCAACAUGCUGCAGUCCCAGCAGGAGCGGGCGGAGCACACCAUUCGCAAGCGAAUCUUCGAGACCCAAAGGGCCCGGAACGAACUGGAGUGGCAGCAGAUGAAGAUGAAGGACGAGAUGGAGAAGGCGAUGUGCGAGAUUCGUACGUCGGAGAAUGCCCUGCGCGACAAAACCGAUGCCCUGAAGCUGGCCGAAACGCGUCUGGAGAACCGUGCCCAGAGAUCGGGCAUGGAGCUGUGCAUGGACCAGGCCCACGACAUGCUCUGUUUGGAGGUAGAGAAGCUGCGCGAGAUCAGACGCCGGCUGCAGGCCAAGAUCGACGAGAGCAAGACCAACUUUAAUCUGCUGGAGGAGCACGGCAAACGCAUUGACGUGGAUCUGGAGAACAAGCAGCACUCGCUGAUGACGGACAUCCGGGCACUGGAUCUGCGUAUGCGCCUCCGAGGAGGAGAGUUCGGCACCAAGACUACUCCGGCCACGCAGACCGACAGGAACAUUACGCUCACGCGCAUGGAGAACGAGAUUCCCAAGGAUUAGAUUGUAUUUUCGUUUGAAAUAUCACUCAUUCAAUGCAUUUACCCUGACGUUCAUUGCUCGUUUGUAAUUUGUCCAAAUUUUUGUGAAUAA
This is a messenger RNA of Drosophila suzukii, 1389 nucleotides long. The record is from RefSeq and is a predicted model, not a curated record. NCBI's taxonomy places the organism in Eukaryota, Metazoa, Arthropoda, Insecta, Diptera, Drosophilidae.